Molecule: messenger RNA, 1757 nt
Organism: Klebsormidium nitens
Lineage: Eukaryota; Viridiplantae; Streptophyta; Klebsormidiophyceae; Klebsormidiales; Klebsormidiaceae
Source: the annotation of a GenBank genome assembly
AUAGAGCAUUUGUACAAAGUGAAAACAGCACAGCCACAAGGCGCCUUCCAUUGUCUGCCCUCACUUACGGUUCAUAAUCAUCAUCUACAUUUACUUGCAACAGAUCUGAGUUGGAGGAAGGCAACAUACAGUGGUCACUAGCUACCGUAAUAGGGGCGGGAGCUUCCGCGCAGCCCUCCCGUGCCUGAUUUUGCAAAGUUCUGGAAGGGCUGUAGCCCGUGGGCUAUGUGGAACACUCAGCUUUUGACCAGCGCCGACCACCUGAAACCCGCUAGCAUUCUCUGUCCAAUCCACAAUCAUUGUGGUAUCUGAAAGCACUCCUAAAAAGGGGCCUCAAACAGCAUUCAGGCGACCUGAACUGUGCCAAUAGCAUGCAUCAGGUGUAGCAUCAGAGCCAGUGAUUGAAGAAGACGUUUUGCAUCUAACAGGGGCUAAGCCCCCACUUUGCAGCGGGCGGUGCCAGAGUGCUUCCAGGAGUGGGCGGGGUGGGUAGGUACGGAAUCCGCCCCAUGUGAGAGUGGGGCGGCAUGUUUGGGCGCAAGGCAGCGGAGCUGGUCAGGGAGGAGUACCGCGCCGACGCCGACAAGAUCAACACUUACAACGAGGAUCUGGUGAGCCAGGUGCUGGAGGAGACUCGAGAGCACUACUCAUACAUCAGAAACAUCGUUAGUCGGGUGAGCGAGGAACCUAGCGGCUUCGCCGGUGCGGCUCCAAAGGACGGGGCUGCGGUGGCCAUUCACCACGAAAGCAUCUUGCGCAACAAGCGAUGCCUGCUGGCCUAUGCCAACACGCGUGCUGAGAAGGUGCGUGCGCUGCGGUGGCAACUAGGCGCGGUCCUGCCCGAAAACGUGUCCGAGAAGCUGAGCGCAGCUGAGCGGGACUGCUUCAAGGCGUACGACAAGCUGCUGGGGGAGUACAUGGGCACGGGGCCGGACGGCAUCGGCAUCGACCUGACGGUGGACAUGCUUCCCCCGAAGGACCCGUACAUCGAGUGCCAGGUGCUGCGCGACGCGGGCGCCAUGCUGCUGGACGACAAGGUCGUGCACCUCGUGCCGCACACGCGACACUUCAUCAAGCGCGCCGAGGCCGAGCCGCUCAUCGCGCAGGGCAUCCUCUCACAUAUCGAAUCAUGACAUGCGAUUGGUACUGUGUCAAUGUGAUGGGACGGAAGGGACAGCCGUGAGCCGCGACUGUGGCUCCAAAAUCAGGAUGCAAUAAGGUAAACCGUUGGAGGGUAAUGCUCUUCGGUCGAACUUACAUUGCCGCUUACAGGGACGAUCCUGUGCAGAGGUUCCCUCACUGUGUAGCGCUAAACCAGAAAGCAGUCUUUCCACCUUGAGUGGAAUUGUUUUUAGAUGAAAGCCUCCAGAUUUCUCCGGGCUGGAGCUAUUCAAUUUAUUGCUAGUCAACUCUUUGCCCUGUUAUGCGGCCAUCGAAGAUUGCAAAGAACAGGCUAGCUCGGACACGCAACAAUCCCGUCUUUCAAUCCGUGGCUUCCAGUCUUGCGAGGCCGCGGCCACAUAUUUUUAGCGUGGCCCACAUGUGUUAGCAUCUCUCAUCGUACAACUGCCUUUCUGUUUACCGUUAAUGUACGGUGUGGCUGGGCUGUCAGUGGCUUUUUCCCCGCAGCCGGCACCAUGACUUAGUAUGCUCUAACAGGCGGCCACUCUUGGUCUACGUACGGCAACCUUGACACGUCAACUAGCUUAUAAGUACGGCCAGUGACGGCCGGGCCGGGCAGAUAAACUUUGAACGCG